Aphis gossypii (cotton aphid) is the source of this 861-nucleotide messenger RNA. RefSeq names its product nucleoside diphosphate kinase (gene awd). Gene Ontology annotation, biological process: GTP biosynthetic process; UTP biosynthetic process; CTP biosynthetic process. The coding region runs from base 165 to 638 and encodes 157 amino acids. The transcript is spliced from 4 exons. NCBI's taxonomy places the organism in Eukaryota, Metazoa, Arthropoda, Insecta, Hemiptera, Aphididae. The record is from RefSeq and is a predicted model, not a curated record. Gene Ontology annotation, molecular function: nucleoside diphosphate kinase activity.
UCAAGUUUUUCUAGUACAUCCAUGUCCAUUACGUUUUUUGCGACUACUCGUUCUAGUCAUACUUAGCAUAUUGGAUCUUUGGUGUUACUGGUGUUAGAGUAAAAAAGUAAAAUAUUGCCUUUUUUUUUGUUUGUGCAGAUUGUGUUUAUUAAUUCUACAGAAAAAUGAGUGGAGACGCUUAUUCAGAACGUACAUUCAUCAUGGUUAAGCCGGAUGGUGUUCAACGCGGCCUGGUAGGCAAGAUAAUCAAACGCUUUGAGGAAAAAGGAUUCAAAUUGGUUGCAAUGAAAUUUAUGUGGGCAUCAGAAGAAUUGUUAUCAAAACACUAUGCUGAUUUAUCAAGCAGGCCAUUUUUUCCUGGCCUUGUCAAGUAUAUGUCUUCUGGACCUGUAGUACCAAUGGUUUGGGAAGGAUUGGAUGUUGUUAAGACUGGACGUUUCAUCCUUGGUGCAACAGACCCAAAAAACUCAAAUCCUGGUACAAUUAGAGGUGAUUUAUGCAUCCAAGUUGGCCGCAACAUAAUUCACGGUUCGGAUGCUGUAGAAUCAGCCAACAAAGAAAUUGCUUUGUGGUUUUCGGAGAAAGAAGUGGUAUCAUGGUCAAGAUCCAGUGAUUCUUGGUUGUAUGGUGAAAACUAAAAUAUUAACUAAACAGUGAUUAUUUAGCAUAUAAACAAUUACUUGAUCAAUAGUUUUAAUUUGGGUAGUUAUUAUUAAAAAUAUUAAAUAACUGUUGCGUUGUGCUCAUUUGCAAUUCUUUAAAAAAUGAAUCAAAUAUUAAAUCUUUUAUUGUAAAAAUAUUAUUCUUAUAAAUAACAUAUUAUGUUGUAUACAUCAAUUAAAAUUUUAUGAUAUUGAAUAA